Durusdinium trenchii is the source of this 4695-nucleotide messenger RNA. The record is from the annotation of a GenBank genome assembly. NCBI's taxonomy places the organism in Eukaryota, Dinophyceae, Suessiales, Symbiodiniaceae.
GAGAACUGGUGAGGGUCCCAGUAGUGUUCUGGCGCUCAUGAUGUUAAUGACCUCCCGGGGCCAUGGCUGUGCACGCACGCGUCCGAGGGGCAGGCGUGCCGACGCAGCUGCAUUCGACCUGGGGGGCUGAGUGUGUGGCCGAACCAACGGCCUUCGCUCUAGCGGUGCCCGAGCCCAUUGAGCGACCUAGGCAACGCCAUGGCCUUGUGCAGGAGCCGCGAGUGGUCGAGCAACAUCAAACCGCAGAGCCACCGAGUUGGAGUGAGACCACCCAACUCCGCAUGGAAUUGGCACGCACUCGAGCUGACCUCGUCCAGUCGGAGAAUGAAGUGGAAACCCUGCGAGAAAGAUCGCGACAGGAUGUUCAGGAGAUGCUACGACAGCUGAAAGACUCGGAGCAGCAGCUUUGGAAACUGCACGCGCGACAGGAGUCCAAAGAACGUCAACGUGAAAGUGAGUCGUCCGACUUGGCCGUGCUGCUGGAGGGCUUCGAGCGCUUGGAGCAGUUGGUGUCCCUCGUCCAUCCCGAGCGCCUGCAGGAAGACGCCACAGAUCCAGCCCGUCCACACUGCCGGCGUCCACAGUGCCUGGAGGCCGCUCCCACCGAGCCCUUGACCGGAGUGCCUCAGAGCGAAGACGCGAGCGACGUGGCCUUGUACGUUCAGCAGUCCUUGACUUGGGCCACGGCGGUGGUGGAUCGAGCCAGGGAUCAGCACUUCCAGCUACACUCUCGGCUUCGCUCGGCAGCUUGUUGCCUUCUACUGCAAGCAGCCGAGCGCUUGCGCACGCGCCGCUGCUGGCAAGCUUGGUCGGCCUGGCGCGAAGGCAGUGUGCCGUUGAAAUGUGCAAAGCGAACGCCUUUUCAUGGCAGCCCAGUGCCUAGAUCAAGCCCCACUGCCAGCUGGGUUGACCGAACCACCGGUGAGGAGCACAGCUGGCAGAGUUGGCAAAGCUGGGUGAGGUCAGCGCCCGUGUCGUUGCAGAAGCAUAGUAGCGGCGCUGUGUUGGAGAUUUGGGAGAGGGACGUGAGCGACUCAGACGAGGACGAGCACCCGAUCUCCGCUUGGCGUUUGCGACGUUUGCUUGCCAAAGUCGUGGGCGGCAGGCUGGCAGCACAACUCUGCAAAACCUUUCUGCGAUGGCACCAGCUUUGUACCAGAAGGAGGCUCGCACUUCGAUGCCUUUGCGCAUGCCUCGGGCGCCAGCGAGACAAGAUGCGGCAAGAUGCAUGGAUGACUUGGCGCUCCUCAGUCGCCCAAAGCCUGGCGAACUCAGAGCAACAGGCCCGAACAUGCCACCAAGCCCAAGAAGGUGUCCUUCAGGCGCGACUGACCCGAGUGCGCUGCUACAUGUCCGCGCACUUGUUGAUGCGGGUGCAGCGUCUAUGUCUUUGCAGCUGUUUUCGCGCCUGGGCGAUCCUCCAGCGGCAGCGGCAGCUGCGGUCAACACGAGCGUUGGAGACCAAGUUGAGGGAGUUGGGUGAGCAAUACCAGAAUGCUUUGGAGAAAAGCCACCAGGGACGCUCCUCCGCUCUGUUCAAGGCUCGAGAGCUCUCCAGGCAACGGCAGAUGCUGUUGAGAGUCUUCCUGGCCUUGCGCUUUCAAGUCCGUCUCCAGCUUGCUCGCCACAGCCCGCAGCGGCCACCCACCGCUCUCACCUGGAAGAUGCUGCAGCGAGUGUUCAGCGGCUGGCGGCGAGUGAUGCAUGGCAGUCGGGUGAGGGAAGGACAGGCGCUUCAGAAGAUGAAGGUGCUGCGGGAGGGGCAGAUUGUGCUGAUGGAAUGGUCUGCUCAGAGCCGAGCACAAAAGCGCACGGCACGUUGGCAUGCCAUCUUCGUUCGCCUCUACCGACGCGUGCGAGCGCACCGAGAGCUGAUCUUAAUCCAGCCGCAUGCCUGGGAUAUGCGCCAUGGCCUGGCCACAGCAUCCUUGAGCUCUUGGCAGCAAUACACCCUUCGCCGCCGCAGCUUGCGACACCGCCAGCACCUCUCCGGCAAGCUCCUGCGCGCCAGCAUGGCAUGGAGCUUGCAGAGGUGCUUCAGCGCUUGGGCCUGCCAUUCGUGGCCGCGCCGCUGCCACGAACUGCUGGGCCGCCUGGAGGCGCUCUCCGCACGUGGCACGACUCUCCGCAGACUGGCGAGCGCCUGGAGCGCCUGGAGCGCCCAUGUCGCUCUCGCCAAGAAGCAACGAGCUGCCGGAAAGAUGCUGGUUUGCAGCUUCCGCCGUGGAGAGCACUUCUGCUGUCUGGAGAUCUUGCGGUGUUGGGCACGGCACACGAAGCGGCUUCGACGACGGGAUGGAGUCCUGGGUAGACAUCAGGUGCUCCGCUUGGCGUUCGUGCUGUGGCGCCGGAGAUGGCAGAGGUCUCGGUUGAUGGAGGAGCUUCGACGAUGGCCAAGGAGUCAUCCAGCUGCAAGUUGGAAGAGGAUACUGCUGCGGGCAUGGCAGGCACAUGUGCAGGCCAGCCGCAGCGCCAAAGUUCAGCGCUUGGGCCGCUCCUUCCACGCCUGGGCCCUCGAGGUGGCCCAAAGGCAGACCACCCGCGCCCAGCAGCUCCGCUUCCACCGUGUCCUGCGCGCGGCGCGGGCGGCGCGGAGCUUGAUGCUAGCUGGAGCUGUGAUGUCAUGCUGGUCCAUGAUAGCUCGCUUGGGUCGGCAGGCUGAGCGCCAAAUGUCCUUGAUGGUCAGCUCACGUCAGUGGCAGUCGGCAGCCGUCGCCGCUCGCAACCACUUCUCCUUGGCGAGGGCAUGGCGGUCUUGGGCCGACGUCCUUUUGCGACGACGUCAGGCGCGACUCCUGGACCCAUUUCUUGGCACAGACCAUGGGCUUCUAGUCCGCGCCUUUCGCGGCCUUCAGGCUGCGUGCCGCCUGCGUCAUGCGCCACGCCCCAAGCGCCCAUGCUUGGAGUUUCUGGGCACGAGGACGGUGCGUCUCAGCAUUUGCGAGGAUUGGUGGCUGGCACGGCUUGCCUGGGACCAGCUGCGUUAUCAGGCCCUGGACUCCAAGUGUCAGCGACUUCACCGAGAAGCAGGGGAGCUUUCACAGCAGUUCAACGACCUCCAAAGCUCCAAGGGUUUGCUACAGCACCGCCUGGAGCUUUCCCUACGUCUUCACCAGAAAGGUCAGGAGCAACAGCUGCUUUGGUGCUGCAGCCCGAUCCUUAAUGCCUGGCAGCAAGUUGUCGUAUCUGUACGGCUGCGGAUGCGUCAGAGCACUCGCAGUGCCUUCGCGCCUGCAAGAGCUUUGGCUCAGAUGCGGCUUGGCUUUUGCGCGUGGAAGGCGUGGUGCUCCAUUUUCAGGGCUGCUUGGGCGAUGAGUCGAACGCAGGAUCGUAAGACCUGCUCCUUAAUGUUGCUCCGCUGGUCGCAGUGGCUGGCACACCUCAAGCAUCGAGAGGAGCUGCGGGACGUGGCGUUGCGUGCCGCAAAGGCUUCACAGCUGUUGUUACUCCAAAAGCUGUUCUGCCACUGGUGCGCAGUUCUCGCCAACGUCAACCAGCACAUUGCGGUUCUUCGAAGGAAUGCCCUGGCUGCCACUCGGGAUCAACAUGAGACACAGACCCAACUGCAGCUGCUGUGGGCUUUAUGGCGGUCCUUCGCCAAGUGGCAGCAAAGUGAGACGCUGCACUUGCAGCAGUUGGAGGCCUCUUGGGCCAGGCUUACGGCCGCCCAUGUCGCCCGCCGCGCGGCCGGCGUUCUCCAGAGCUGGCGCCGCUGGCUCCACUGCGUCCAAGCUCGGCGUCAGGUUUCAGCGGCGUUGGCCCUCAAAGUGUCGAGCACUGGAGGCCAGGGUGUGGGGCGGUGCUGGAGAGCUUGGACCUCACGCGCCUCCAAAAGGCGCAAGCUGCGGGAGAGAUUGCUUCGAUGGAGCUCGGGUAAGGUCUUCCAGACACUGAGGUCCUUCUGGCAUGCCUGGCGCGUUGGUCACUUGCAGUUGAUGCCAAUGCGACGCCGGAAGCAGUGCAUCAGCACUCGCGUCCUGCGCCGCUCGGCGGAUCUUGCCUGGCUGCGGCUCGUGCUGUGGACGUGGUCCACCAAAGGCCGUCGAGAUCGAGCUGGACCUACCCGGCUGGUGCUGCAUGCUUGGCACUGCAGAGUUCUUCAGCUCCGCAGCGCCCGCAGUGCGCGGCAUCAGCGAAAACAGGCCUGUGCCAUCCUGGCCGCACGACACCAGAGGCAUUCGCUGGUUCUGUGCUUCUACAUCCUACGUAUGGAUGCUUUGCUGAGCCGCGUGGCAAAAGCACAGGAUCGCCUCGCAGAGGUCAGAAAGCAACAACUGCGGCAAGAACGGCUCUGGGAGGAGACGAGGCGCCAACGCGCCGCCCGCAACCUCGAGGAGCUGAACCUGAAAGCGAGGAGCUACAGCGACGGAAAGCUCCCCUUCCCGCUGGAGCCCACCACCGAGCCGAGCGUGAUGGUGGAGCCCACCGUGGUGCAGCCGCGGCCGCCGAUGCCCCGAAGCCGGACGGAGCCUACCGGGCUGCGCAGGCCACCAGCACCGGGACGGGACGCACCGCCAGCAGCACCACGGGAUGCAGCGCCACAUGCGACGCGGCUGGUGCCAAUGGCCGACCGCGCUCUGGUGGAUUUAUUGCAGCAUCGAGGAGCCAUUGAUGAGGCCUUGGGGCAGAGCACAGAUCGGCCUGGUGUCAGCGGGCCUCGGUAGGCUCCAGGGAAAGUCUCUUUGUGUGACGUCC